Molecule: messenger RNA, 1149 nt
Organism: Colletotrichum siamense
Lineage: Eukaryota; Fungi; Ascomycota; Sordariomycetes; Glomerellales; Glomerellaceae
Exons: 2
Coding region: 1-1149 (382 amino acids)
Source: RefSeq, a predicted model, not a curated record
AUGAGUGCCCGAGGCGGAAGCCGUCCACCUCCUCGUGGCCGCCCAAACAAGGUGACCAAGGCCGCCGCCGUUGCCGGCAUCAAGCGGGACCCCCAAGCCCUUGCCCGCGCCACCGCCGCAGCCAGCCGACACCCCCCGUCUGCCGUCGACCACCAGCUCGAACAGCUCGCCCACGAUGCAGAGGCCGAAGCUGAGCACGAAGAUGACGACGAGAUAACCGCUCCCCCUCCUCCCACGACCUCUCAACAACACCACCAACAUCAGCAGCAGCACCACCAGCAGCACCACCCGAACGCCUUCGACCUCGCAGCUGCGGGUAUCCUGGCCAACGGCCCUCCCCCUCCCGACUCGGACAUACAUCCCGAUCUUCACGGCCUACCGGCACAGUUCGCCAUGGAAGCUCACAUGGGCAGUCAAGGCGGCCAUGGUGGCCCGGGAGAUAUUCCCCUGACCGCUGAAGACCUGGCAAAGCAGAGCGGCUACCAUCAGCUGGUCAUCGACAGUGCUCUAGCAAAACGUCUAGCCAACAACGAGGGACACCGCCUUGCGGUACAAAGACGUGGAGACCAAAACCUCAACUUAAAGAGGCGUAGCAAUGUCGAGGCUCUGCUAGCUCAUGUCUCUGGUCAGGAAACGGCCAGCCCUUGCAAGAGUUGUCAUAAAGGUUAUGGCCCGUGGAACGGCUGUGUUGUGGUGAAUGGCCAGAUGUGCGGCAGCUGUGCCAACUGCUGGUUUAAUGCGAGCGGGUCAAGAUGUUCCUUCCAUGAGAACAACCUCCCUCAGCACAUGCCAGCGGUCCAGAUGCCGCCUCAGGUGUCUGCAAACACAAGCUUCGCCGGCGCAGCGCCGAUGGCUCCCGGCAUGGUCCCCGCAGGCCCUAGCGGCUUCGGGCAGCCAGGCGGCAACCACACAGUGGCCCAGUUCACAAGAGAUGCACUCAACAGAGCGAUGGCGGAGGUCCGAAGUGACGACCCAAACAUUCGGUUCCAGUUCCGCAUCGAAACGGCGGCGCGGGAGCUAGCGCUGGCUAGCGCCGAGUACGCCGAUUUUCUGGCUCAGCAGGCGGGCCACGACCCGAGUCAGCACCCUCAAGACGGCGAGGGCUCCGUGCCGGAGGCGGCGAUGGGAGACGGGAACGACGGACCGUGA